UGGCAACUUUUUUUUUAAAGUGACCAGUGAAAAAUCUAUUGACUUUUUCUGGUGCUACUGGAGACUGUUUUGUAUUUGGAGACUGUGACGUGAAAGCACGUAUCGUCCUGCACAAAAGAAACCAAAGGUGGAUUUGAACUGAAACCUAAAAGGCAUAUCUGGAGGAAGAUCAAGAUCACCUGUUUCCAGCAAAAAUGGAUGGAAGACCCACCUGUGACCAAUGUGGAAAGACUUUCACCACAAUGAGUGGGCUGAAGAAACAUCUAAGCAUUCACACUGGAGAAAGACCAUAUAACUGUGACCAAUGUGGGAAGACUUUCACCAGAAUGAGUGGGCUGAUGGAACACCUACGCAUUCACACUGGAGAAAGACCAUAUGACUGUGACCAGUGUGGAAAGACUUUCAUCACAGCAAGUAACUUAAAAAGGCACCAACGCAUCCACACUGGAGAAAGACCAUAUGACUCUGACCAGUGUGGGAAGACUUUCACCAGAAUGAGUUGGCUUAAGAAACACCGGCAUAUCCACACUGGAGAAAGACUAUAUUACUGUCACCAGUGUGGGAAGACUUUUUCCAGUAUGAACGGGCUUAAAAUUCACCAACGUAUCCACACAGGAGAAAGACCAUAUACCUGUGACCAGUGUGGGAAGACUUUCACCAGAAUGGGUGGACUGAAAAUCCACAAACGCUUCCACACUGGAGAAAGACCAUAUGACUGUGACCAGUGUGGAACGGCUUUUACUACAGCAAAUAACUUAAAAAUCCACAAACGCAUCCACACUGGGGAAAGACCAUAUGGCUGUGACCAGUGUGGAAAGGCUUUCACCACAGCAAAUAACUUAAAAAUGCACCAACGCAUCCACACUGGAGAAAGACCAUAUGACUGUGACCAGUGUGGGAAGAAUUAUUCCAGUAUGAAUGGGCUUAAAAUUCACCAACGCAUCCACAGUGGAGAAAGACCAUAUGGCUGUGACCAGUGUGGAAAGGCUUUCACCACAGCAAAUAACUUAAAAAUCCACCAACGCAUCCACACUGGAGAAAGACCAUAUUACUGUGACCAGUGUGGGAAGGCUUUCAUCAGAAUGAGUGGGCUUAAAAUCCACCAAUGCAUCCACACUGGAGAAAGACCAUAUUACUGUGUCCAUUGUGAACAGGGUUUCACCUCAGCAAGUGACUUAAAAAUCCACCAACGCAUCCACACAGGAGAAAGACCAUUUAACUGUGAACAGUGUGGUAAGACUUUCAGAUCCUUGUCUGCUUUGCAUUCUCACCACAGUGUUCACCACAAGAAGUUGAUGUACCCCUGUGAUAGGUGCAUGAAGAUAUUCUGGUCAUCUUCCUCAUACAAGCGUCACUUACGGACCCAUAUGAGAGAAUCCCAUCCAGUGCAGAUUCUGUGACAGAUCUUUUAUCACAGGUUAACAAUGUACCAAACAUGAACGUGUCAAACAUUUCCACAAAAGACAAAAACUGAAAAGUUGCACAAAAAGUAAGACUCUAGACAAUCAGUGUCAUAACACACCAAAACAGUUGGAGUGUUAUCAAUGUCCAAACAGAUUAUGGCCAUCCUCUCCUCUCUCCCAUCAUCAGUACAGAUGUGAAUCAUCAAUGUCUAGACCAAACAGUACCUCGGCAUCAGAUGAGAAGAAGAAGAAGCACAGCGUGUCUGAACCAGCAGCACUGACUUCUUCCUCCAGAUCAGACUUCUCAGGAUCCAGAUGUGAAGACAAACACCAGACUGAAAGCUGUGUUUUGUUGUCUUCAGAGUGAAGAAGUGUGUUCUAAUGCACCACCUUCACAAAACAGUGACAUUACAGAAGCUCCACCUACCACCAGAUGAAAAGUUCAACUAGUGGAGGUCAACAAGGACCUGGUUUCUAUUCAGAUACUACUUCUGAUUGAAUUUGUGGACAUUGAAUCAGUUGGAGGUCACAUUAACUGAAAAUAUUCGGUUAUUGAUGCUUUUUUUU
Molecule: messenger RNA, 1970 nt
Organism: Sphaeramia orbicularis (orbiculate cardinalfish)
Lineage: Eukaryota; Metazoa; Chordata; Actinopteri; Kurtiformes; Apogonidae
Product: zinc finger protein 431-like
Exons: 2
Coding region: 195-1400 (401 amino acids)
Biological process (GO): regulation of DNA-templated transcription
Molecular function (GO): RNA polymerase II cis-regulatory region sequence-specific DNA binding; DNA-binding transcription factor activity, RNA polymerase II-specific
Source: RefSeq, a predicted model, not a curated record